This is a messenger RNA of Clonostachys byssicola, 1209 nucleotides long. The record is from the annotation of a GenBank genome assembly. NCBI's taxonomy places the organism in Eukaryota, Fungi, Ascomycota, Sordariomycetes, Hypocreales, Bionectriaceae.
AUGUCGACGAUUCAGGCCACGGCAUCACAUGACCUUCAUCGGAUGCGACGACGGCCAAUGAAUAAGUUCUUUUCCAGAGCUCAAGUUUACGAACUGGAGAAUACUAUUCAGAGCUCCGCUCAUAAUCUGUGUCGUAAAAUAUUGUCGUGCGAGGGUCAAGGUGCCCUGAACCUUGCGUCUGCAUACAGCUGCUUCACUGCCGAUGUGAUCAGUGAAUAUAGUUUUGGUCAAAGUUUUGGCUUUCUGGAUCAGCCGGGAUGGGAGCCAAAUUAUAAGAAAUCCGUUGAUAUCCUUCUCGGGAUUGGGCAUAUCUUGAGACUACUUCCCAUCCUGGGUACCCUCAUGGAAAUUGUGCCUUUUGUCCGUGGGUGUAACGGAUCGUGUGUGCUAACCAUCAAGGUGAAAUUUCCACAUCAAAUUGCACUAGCACGAGAAGCUUCUAAAUCCGGUGCUGCUGGGAGUACCAUUUUUGCGUCAUUGCUAGAAGACUCAGACCUCCCACGUGAAGAGAAGACCACGGCACGCUUGGCCAGCGAAGCAAACUCGAUCAUGGUGGGAGGAACAGAAUCAACUGCUGUGACACUGAGUGUCUUCACUUACCAUGUCCUUGCCAAUCCCGAUGUACUUGACCUCAUUCGUGCAGAGAUCGAUACCGUUCCCGCAGGUGAAGAAGGUAGGCUUCCGGGACACAAGUUGGAGCAGUUACCCUUUUUCACGGCGGCCAUUCAGGAAGCACUGCGGCUUGUACACGGCAUAUCAGGCAGGGCAGCAAGAAUUGCUCCGGACGAAGACCUGGUGUAUCUAAAGUCCUCAGACUCCCCAGGGCAAUCCCGUCACCAUCAGGACCAGUUUGUCAUCCCCCGAGGAUAUGCUGUCGGCAUGUCUGCGUACCUUUUGCAUACGAACGAAACUAUUUUCCCCGAGCCCCAUCGGUUUCUCCCACAGCGAUGGCUCGACAAAAGUGGUCAAAGAGACAGAAGUCUCGACAAGUACUUAUUCACUUUUGGCAAAGGUUCUCGACAAUGUGUCGGCAUGCAACUGGCAUAUUGGGAGCUUUACAUUUGUGCGGCCGCCCUGAUCGUGCAUGUUUUCCCUCACUUGUCAUUGAGUGACACUUCGGUGAAGGAUGUGCAAUAUGAUCAUGAUGAGUUGAUUGGAAAGCCCUAUAUAAACAGCAAAGGAGUGAGAGUUUUAGUCUCUAGCAAAUAA